This is a messenger RNA of [Torrubiella] hemipterigena, 1878 nucleotides long. The record is from the annotation of a GenBank genome assembly. Lineage: Eukaryota; Fungi; Ascomycota; Sordariomycetes; Hypocreales; Clavicipitaceae.
ACGGAUGGCCCCUCCUCUGCGAUCUUGCCGGAACUAUCAGACAAUCACCACUAUUAAAAUCUGAGAAUGGCCACUUAUGAAAAUUAUACAGGGUUUCCUCACCCUCACCCUAAUCCGACGCCGUCGUAUUGGCAGCUGCAGCCGCAUAAAAUCGCCGAGUUGCGCACCACGCCAGAGCUUCCCAGCGAUGUCGAGUUUGACUACAUCAUUAUAGGCUCUGGUAUCUCAGGCGCUACAGUAGCACAUAAGCUGCUCGCCGGCGAUCCGAUACUUUCUAUUCUUAUGCUGGAAGCCCGAACUGCCUCGUCUGCCUCGUCGGGUCGCAAUGGCGGCCACUGCCGAACCGGCUACUGGGCGCUGUUUAACCGCUACGUUGAGCACCUUGGCGAGGACGAGGCUCUGAAAAUCCUGAAACUGGAAGAAACCAAUGUUGCUAGCAUUGCAGAAUUUGUUCGCGACAAUCAAGUCGAUUGCGACUUUACAACCGUGGAGACGGCAGAUUCCUUCAAGACGCAAGAGCGUUUUGAUGCCGCCAUCAACGUCUUAGACGCGCUGGGAGACACACAGAAACGACGACCCAACGAUGCUCCAUCUAUGCAGCGCAAGGUUUGGCGGGGACAAGAAGCCAGAGAUCACACUGGUAUCCCUGACAUUGUAGGCGCCAUUACGUACAGCGGCCACACGCAGAAUCCGUACAAGCUGGUGUGCAGGAUGCUCGAGCUCAGCCUGGAGAGGGGAUUGAACUUGCAGACAAACACUACGGCCCUAGAAAUCACACAAAACACUACAGGUGGAUGGACAGUCAAGACGAAUCGGGGCGGUGACGUACACGGUAAACAGGUUGUGAUGGCGACCAAUGCAUACACGACGUCUCUGCACCCCGGGGUUGCUGCUACCGGAUUCAUUACGUCGAAGCGGUCACACUGCAGCGCCAUCAGGAUGGGUAAAGACAUCCCAGUGGACGCGCGGGCUUUGGUCCGCGGCAGCUGUGGCAUCAAGGACGUUGGCUACGGCGACUACUACAUGUACCGAGCACAGGAGGAGGGUGGUGGCCAUCUGUUGUAUGGUGGAGGCCUCGCGCAGGCGAGGACGAAUGAGGUCACUAAGGACGAUUCGCAUCUCAACAGUGAUAUUUCAGACUACUUGCGCAGUGCGCCGCGGCGCCAUCUGUUUGGUGGUCACGAGGGCGAGGACGACGUUGUGCUGGCGUGGUGCGGCAUCAACUGCUACACGCCCGACACGUGCCCUGUGGUAGGGCCAGUUCCCGGAGAAAAGGGCCUGUGGAUGUCCGUUGGGAUGAAUGGCCAUGGCAUGGCCCUGGCAUAUCGUAGUGCAGAGGCUCUUGUCGAGAUGAUGACUACAGGUAAGGAGCCGGAUUGGUUCCCCCAGUCGUUUAGAGCGUCGCGAGCAUGGGAGACGCCUAUUCAGGUUCGGUGAGAUGUAGAGCACAGCAAAAAGAGAAACAAGUAUACAAGUGAUGUGAUGGUGAUUCGAUGGUGGUGGCUCAGGCGAUAGCUGACGUCGACGAUGGGAGAGGCAGUGCUUGCAGAAAUGCCGAUACCCGUAGUGGUGAUAUAGCGGGGGAGUAUGCUGAUGAUAAGAUCUAUAGUAGUCUACUUCGAUAUUGGCUCGAUGAACAUGUUCGCACUGUAAUGCAACUUAGAGAUGAAGGUUAUUUUCCAACGUGGCAAAUGGGCGGGCGUGGCAGCAUUGCGUAGUCCCUGGAGGCUGUGCUUGGGGGAGCGACACUAACUGGUUAGCGGCCUCUGCAAGUGACAGUGUGUAUUUUCCCGGACGGCACUAUGACGACGCUAGCAAAGCCGCCCACUGGUAUACCAGUGGUGCGGGAUGGAGUCACAGUCAAUUGACAGCACUAUG